Molecule: messenger RNA, 2735 nt
Organism: Rhopalosiphum maidis (corn leaf aphid)
Lineage: Eukaryota; Metazoa; Arthropoda; Insecta; Hemiptera; Aphididae
Gene: Dad
Product: mothers against decapentaplegic homolog 6
Exons: 5
Coding region: 960-2093 (377 amino acids)
Biological process (GO): BMP signaling pathway; anatomical structure morphogenesis; SMAD protein signal transduction
Cellular component (GO): heteromeric SMAD protein complex
Molecular function (GO): I-SMAD binding; transcription regulator inhibitor activity
Source: RefSeq, a predicted model, not a curated record
GUGAAACGUUACCACCGGGCUGGCGGCAUAGUUACACCACGACGUCGGCGGCCGUCGUCAUUCCCGUUUUCUUUACACGACGCACGCACGAACACACGCUGCGCGUCCUCCGCCUCGACGACCCGCGUUCCAUUCCAAUCCACACACGCACGCACGUACACACACGUAAAUGCCGUGUGUGCGCUCGUCGCCGUUUGGCUUGGCUCUCUUACUCGUCAGUCUCGUACCGAUCGGCCGACUGAAUAGUUCCGUCGUUGUCGCUUCUAUAAUAUUUUAUCGGAACAGAAAUAAUCUAAAUAUUAUUAUUAUCGUUAUUAUUUAUUAUUAUUUCCAUCAUCAUUGUUAUUAUUGAAAUAUAUAUAAAUACAUAAUUAAAUAUUCGGUAUAAUUGUGCGUGUGUGGAGUGUAUAAUAUUAUAUUAUCAUGUGUAACUGGUUUGUUUGUCGUCGAAGGUUUGACUCUUUCCGAUUGCAUGUCACGUGUUAGAAGGAAUCUACGAAAAACAAUAAUAUACUUCUUAAUGACCAUCACUGUCGUUCGCCGUUCGUGUUUUCUGUGAUUUCGUUUGAAUCCGGUGGCGCUGUGCGUAACAGUAUUGAUCACACGUUUGCUGUAAUAAUAACAUUGUUGUGCUGCCGGUGUGGUUACGGAGCGAAAUGACCACUGUUUACAGUUCCGUGGCUGCAGCUGUCGUCGUUGUCGUCGUUGACGGCGGUGGUACAUUAUAACGACGACGGCGGCGGCGGCGGCAUCGUCUGGGACGACGCCGCACGGACGACAACGGUCGGCCCGACACGGAUGCGUCCGGAAAACGUGGUGCGCACGCCGCGAUCACAUAUCAAGGUGCCGCCGCCGCCGCGCGCGCGUCACGCCGGUCGCCGGCGGACCAGCGCAGUAUUCGGUUCGGCGGGUCGGCGGAAGUAGUGGCCACCAAAUGCGAGGCGGCGUUCACGUGUUUUAUGUUCAUGUUCAGGAGGAGGCGGACGGCAUUAGCUAAACGCUUGUGGAAGGCACGGGUGCGCCGAGACAAUGAAGCCAGGUGUACGGAAAAGACCUCCUCGGCGUCCGCCGCAGCCGCUCAGUCACCAGUAGCAGCAACGGCGACAUCACCUCCAUCAGCGCACCCGUCACCGCCGAUCGAGUCGGACGAACGGCAAUUCCGCAACGCGUUGUUUAAGCGGCUGGAUGAUAGACAACUGGAGACACUGCUUCGUGCCGUGGACACCGGUGGCGUGGACGCGACUGAGUGUGUGGCCGUCCGGCCGUUCCUGUUCGCUGACCCGGCGGUCAUAUGCUGCCGGCUGUGGCGGUGGCCCGACCUCAGGACCGUCGAACAACUAAAGAACACACCUUCCUGCCAGUCGGCCAAACAACCUGAUAUGGUAUGCUGCAACCCGUACCACUGGAGCAGACGAUGUGAAAUCGAACGACCUCCGCCACCAUACUCAAGGUUCGUAAAGGAAAAACUGAAACCUGAAGAUCGUGCACCCAGUGAAUGUAGUUGGGAUAGUAAUGAUGACGAACUUCGUGGCUCGUUUAGCACUGACGGUGACGAAAAACAAAACGAACAAGAAUGGUGUAAAGUGGCAUACUGGGAACUAUCGCAACGAGUCGGCCGACUAUUUCCCGUCGAAACAAAAUCCGUGAAUGUAUUCUGGAACGUUCCACUUGGCACGGGUCUGUCUCUAGCUGCUCUUACUCAACAUCAUUUUUCACCCUCGCAGGGCCCUCCGGAGUCUGUGAUUAGGAAUAGGACUAAAAUAGGACAAGGUCUAGCUUUAAGCCGUGAAGAAGACGGUGUGUGGGCAUAUAACCUGAGUGACUGGCCCAUGUUUGUUAACUCGCCGACGUUGGACGAUCCGGAUAGCAAGUCUUAUUUAGUAUUUCGUGUACCGUCCGGCCACUGUCUAAAUAUAUUCACUGGUAAUCCGCAUGGUGAUCGAAUACGCUAUUCAAACGGCGUGCGAGUCGGACCUGUCGACCCGAACGCCGUACGCAUCAGUUUCGCCAAAGGAUGGGGACCCAAGUAUUCCAGGCAGGAAAUCACAUCCUGUCCGACUUGGAUCGAAGUUUUGCUCGAUCCUUGCAGAUGACACAGGGUGACCGGACACGGAAUGUGAGAUAAUGAUGUUAUUCUAUAAUUCUCAAAUUAAACACUAGUUAUAAAGACUAAUUUUAUAAAAUUUGUGACUCAAACCAAAUUGUGUUAAAUAUGCCCGUUUAAGGUUCGUGUUUGUCAGUUUUGCGUAUACAUAAUUAAAUUGUCUAUACAAGCAAGAUCUUUGAGCAAACUAAAUUAUUGUUUUUUUUUUUUAAUUUUUAAUUUUUGUAAAAACAAAGAAUACCAUUGUGAUAUUAGUUCAGCGUCCUUAACGACAGCUCUUUUUGUUAAGGGUACGAUGCUAUUUUCAACACGUAAGGGAAACUAGAGCUUAAUGACAUCCACAUUCCAUGAAUUAAUAUUUUGAAAAUUUACCUUUUCUCCUCUAAACCCGUUUUUACAGAUAGUUCCUCCUCCAAUUUAAUAUAAACUAGGUUUUUAUAAUAUUUAUUUUUUUUGUGAUCUAGUCAGGAUAUUUGAAAUUGACUGUUGAUCAAAAUUGGUUAAGGAAUUCAAAUAGAAUAGCAAAUACUAAAAGAUUGUAAUUAAAUACUAAUGUUUUUUUGGCAAUUUUUUUCAUAUAAAUAAAAUUUUGUUAGAUUUUAAGAGAAAUAAAUGUGCCUUGUACCUUUUA